This is a messenger RNA of Xyrauchen texanus (razorback sucker), 1632 nucleotides long. Its product is annotated as very-long-chain enoyl-CoA reductase. Gene Ontology annotation, biological process: very long-chain fatty acid biosynthetic process. Lineage: Eukaryota; Metazoa; Chordata; Actinopteri; Cypriniformes; Catostomidae. The record is from RefSeq and is a predicted model, not a curated record. Gene Ontology annotation, molecular function: oxidoreductase activity, acting on the CH-CH group of donors. The transcript has 11 exons. Bases 132 to 1175 code for a protein of 347 amino acids.
ACAGAGAGAUUUAUUUCCACAGCUGGCAGUAAAGGUUCUGUCCCGCACUCUGUGCUGUGGUUUUGAAGGGGGCAAGAGAGGGACUAUAAAGAAAGAAAGCAAUCGAAAAAGUGGAGAAAUAAAGUUAUAAAAUGGAUACCUUGGCUUUAGAGGCCACGCUGCCCAAAAAGGCUCAGAAUGGAGCAGUAGGGGUAUUGCCCACACCAACCCCUGCCAAACGCAAACCUGCUAAAAAAACUAAGAAAGCUGUCGUCUUUUUCGAGGUGGAGAUUCUGGACGCCAAGACGAAGGACAAGCUCUGCUUCCUUGACAAGGUUGAGCCUAAUGCCACUAUCGGGGAAAUCAAAUCCAUGUUCCACAAGAGCCACCCACAGUGGUAUCCGGCCAGACAGUCCAUUCGUUUGGAUCCCAAGGGGAAAUCAUUGAAGGAUGAAGACGUUCUGCAGCACCUGCCUGUGGGAACAACAGCAACCUUCUACUUCAGAGAUCUGGGAGCUCAGAUCAGCUGGGUCACGGUGUUUCUGACCGAGUAUGCCGGACCUCUGCUGAUUUAUCUGAUGUUUUACUUCAGAGUUCCGUUUAUUUAUGCCCCUAAAUAUGACUUCACCACCAGCAAACACUGGGUCGUACAUUUGGCAUGUAUGUGUCACUCCUUCCACUACGUAAAGAGACUUCUAGAAACGCUGUUCGUCCAUCGCUUCUCCCACGGGACAAUGCCGCUCCGCAACAUCUUCAAGAACUGCACAUACUACUGGGGAUUUGCUGCUUGGAUGGCUUAUUACAUCAACCACCCGCUCUAUACACCACCAAUCUAUGGAGAACAGCAGAUCAGACUCGCCCUUAUUGUAUUCCUGUUCUGUCAGAUUGGAAACUUCUCAAUUCAUAUUGCCCUGAGAAAUCUCCGACCACCAGGAUCUAAAACCAGGAAGAUCCCGUACCCGACUAAAAACCCCUUUACCUGGAUCUUCCUGCUCGUCUCAUGCCCCAACUACACUUAUGAGUUGGGCUCAUGGCUGGGCUUCACUCUGAUGACCCAGUGUCUGCCCGUGGCGUUCUUCACCCUGGUGGGCUUCAUCCAGAUGACCGUGUGGGCGAAAGGAAAACACCGCAGCUACCUAAAGGAGUUCCGAGACUAUCCCAAACUCCGUUCACCAAUUCUGCCCUUUAUCCUGUAGAACAGUCAUGCAGUAUUCUUCAUUUUUUAACCCUUUCUUUUGCGCCUUCCUCUCUACCGUCCCACUUUUAUAAUGCAUCACCACCCACAUCCAACUUCAUCUAUUUGCUUGCCUCCCCAAAACUCCAUCUUUUCUGCAGUCUCCAAGCAUUGAACGGACCGGACUGAUUCUGAGUACCUCUCUUUUGAAACCCUUUUACAGGUCAUCAAAGACUUCAUGGUUGGCAUCAAUCGCCCCCUAGGGGUUGGAUCUCAUGAUAACAGUCAAGAAAUAUUUGGCGUCGUAUUUCAGCCCAAAAUAAAAUGUUAUUUUACAUUUAGUUUUAGUUUUUUAGUAAUAUAGAAUAUCUGGCUAGGAGGAUGUUCAUUACUGUGCAGUUACAGUAAUGAGAUUUUAAUGAGAAGUGCUUAUGAAAAAUAAAAAUGGCUCAAAAGUUGUUGUUUUUUUUUAGAUUCAC